GUUAUAUUCCUUUCUCCUCCCUCUCUCUAAUUUGUUCAGUUCUCUCACAUUUUCUUCUAAGCAAGAAAUUGAGAGAACUGAAACAAGAAGUACAAUUCACUUCUGAGCAGCUGUUGAGUUUUCUCUGACUAAACAUUGCAUGUUUCUGAUCUGCCUCUACUUUUUCAAUGGCAAGCACCUCGACUGAACACAAUGUAGCAUCAGGCACAUCUGAAGCCUCUGCAGCAAUAUUACAGCCAAAUGAUGUGCCUGUUAAUCGAUUGUCAAUGGAAUUGGACCUUAAUUAUUAUCGGCCCUUGUACCUUGCUGCGCUAAAAGGAGAUUGGGAAACUGCUAGAGAGUUUUUUGAGCGCGACCCCAAUGCAUUGACAGCAAAUAUUUCAGUAUUGUCGAUGACAGCCUUGCAUGUCGCGGUAUGUAAUGGACAAGCAGAGUUCACUGAGAAGCUGGUGGAGCUCAUGCCUUCUGAUGCGCUGGAAAUGUAUGACGCGGGGUUCUACACUCCCCUGCAUUAUGCUGCUAUGAGCGGAAACAUUAGGAUUGCAAAGGCGCUGGUCAGAAAAAACCCCGCUUUACCACAACUUACAGACCUCAAAGGCUAUACUCCUCUCCUGACUGCUAUUUGUGUUGCUCCUGAACAUAAAGAGUUGUUGUGGUAUCUUACAAAGGUAACCAAAGACGAUCCUCCUAGCUCUCCCUUCACUGGUCAAUGGUCCGGGGAGCUCAUUACCUUCUUAACUCACACAGGAUUACAUGAUAUAUCACUACAUAUACUCCAUAGUUACCCUCACUUGAGCACUGUCAAAGAUACGCAGGGCUAUACUUUACUUCAACUGUUGGCAAUGGAACCUUCAAACUUCCCAAGUGGAAAUAGGUUCAGUUUCUGGGAGAGAUUGAUAUAUCAAAUUGUCCCUGCUGAUACAGAAGCUCCACAACUUUCUGGGAAUUAUGCAGAACUGUCGAUUUCAAUGCAAUCAAAGGCCCAUGUAGCUCAAGCAGUGCUCCGGUGGCUGAAAAUGUGGCUUUUGAAAGUCAUUGACAAAUUAGUGCCGGGAAUUAAGCAAAUUCGAAACAAGAAAUUGAGGCAUAAACAUGCACUGAAACUGGUACAUUUUGUUUGUAAACAAGUUACAACCAUGACUACUACAGAGGUCUUUCAGUAUUUUGUGACGCAUGCCACCUUGGCAGUCGCGACAAUGAGCGGAGUGGUUGAAAUAGUUUCUGUGUGCCUUCAGUAUUUCCCAGAUUUGUUGUGGUUUCCAUUCGAAAACCAGACCUUAAUGCACUUUGCUGUUGAACAUCGCCAAGAAAAGAUUUUUAAUCUUCUGUAUGCUAGGACUGCCAUUAAUAAGCAACAAGCUUAUUCUCUCUGGGAUACAAAUAAUAACAUCUUGACUAUGGCAGCUAAAUUAUCACCGUAUCCUCAACUGUCGAGUGUUUCCGGUGCAGCCCUACAAAUGCAAAGAGAGAUGCAGUGGUUUAAGGCCGUGGAAAGCUUUUUGCAUCCUGCUUUUACGGAAUUGAGAAUAGAAGGAAAAACUGCUUGGCAUAUGUUCCAAGAUGAGCACAACAAAUUGCUUCGGGAUGGAGAGAGAUGGAUGAAAGAUACUUCCAAUUCUUGCAUGGUCGUUUCCACUCUCAUCGCUACAGUGAUGUUUGCAGCAGCAUUUACUGUACCAGGAGGCAAUGAUAAUGUGAAAGGCAUUCCAAUUUUCUUGCAAGAAACCUCAUUUAUGCUUUAUGCUGUCUCGGAUGCACUAGCCUUGUUUUCCUCUGUUACGUCAAUUCUGAUGUUCUUAUCCAUCCUCACUUCACGUUAUGCCGAGGAAGAUUUUCUCAGAGCACUACCCAAGAGGUUGAUUAUCGGCCUUGCUUCUCUCUUUAUCGCCAUAGCUGCAAUGAUGGUUACCUUUGGCACGACGCUCUCCAUUGUGUUGAGUGAUAGAUGGACACCAGUUUCUAUUCCUAUUAUUUUACUGGCUUCUCUCCCAGUUACCUUUUUUGCAAUGUUGCAACUUCCUUUGUUCAUCCAAAUGGUCCAAUCCACAUACGGGUGGGGCAUUUUUCGCGCUGAAAAGCUCUGGUGAUGAAGUGCACCUUGAGCAUGUAAAAAAUGGAACUUUUCCUUAUUCAACUUCUAUAAGACAUUUUUUGUCUAUUAAUUAAGGUGUUCAGAUGUACAAGUGCCUGUUAAUUAAGCUCUUCAGAUUUACAAGUGAUUACACAAUAAAAUAAAAGUGAGCUUUCACAGAA
This is a messenger RNA of Tripterygium wilfordii, 2253 nucleotides long. RefSeq lists its product as uncharacterized. Gene Ontology annotation, molecular function: protein binding. The coding region runs from base 168 to 2087 and encodes 639 amino acids. NCBI's taxonomy places the organism in Eukaryota, Viridiplantae, Streptophyta, Magnoliopsida, Celastrales, Celastraceae. The record is from RefSeq and is a predicted model, not a curated record. The transcript is spliced from 7 exons.